AGCUGCACCCGCAGCCAGAAGCGGAGACGGAGGAGGAGGCUGUUGUGGUGGAGGUGCCCGCGCACAAAGUGCUUCUUGCUGCCUCAUGCGACUACUUCCGUGCGCUACUGACGGGGGCGGGGGCGCACAUGAGGGACGUGGCGGCAGCGCCGCCGCCACCGCCGCCGCUGACGUCGGCGCCGAAUUCACAAUCGCAACUUGUACGACAAGCCGAACCGGUCGACGACAGAGGCGGCGGCCGCGGCAUCAGAACAGCAACAGGCGUGCCAGCGCCGGCGCCAGUGCAGGCGACGCCGAUGGUUUUAUCGUUACCGGGACUGGAUGGGAGGUCGUUGCAGUUGGCGGUUGCAGCGCUGUACGAGCGACGUGUGGAGGUCAGCGCGGAGAGCUUGGAGGGGCUUGUGGCGGCUGCUUCAUACCUGGGGGCGGGGGCGCUGCUGGAGGCGUGUACGGCGUACAUGCGCGGCGCGCUGGGUCUCCACACCUGCCUGCCGCUGCUGCUGCUGGCGUGGCGCUACAGCCUGCCGGGGUCGCUGCGG
Molecule: messenger RNA, 539 nt
Organism: Astrephomene gubernaculifera
Lineage: Eukaryota; Viridiplantae; Chlorophyta; Chlorophyceae; Chlamydomonadales; Astrephomenaceae
Source: the annotation of a GenBank genome assembly